AUGAAAGGCGUUGCAUGGAGGGGAGGGGUCACUCCGAACCUCCGUGACUGUUUGUGGAAUUCGGUAGCUGGAGCUGUGGUAAGUAUUGGCAACUCUUGGCGCCUCCGUCUGCGGUUGUUGGGUAUUGUGGUGAUCAUUAUAACCACCUUUAUACUCAUUCAAGAUUCUGCAAACGCGCAGGUCGGAGUGCUCUUGCCAUUUGGGCAGGGUGAUGAAGGGCCCCACAUUUUAUCAAUUGAGAGUUUAGAAACAGCAGGCAGCCAGCCUAGUCAGGAAGAAAGCACAGGGGCUGUUCAGGAUUUAGCGGGCAGUGACUCGGAGGAAGGCCAGACGGACAGCCAGUACAUCGUCGACAGCAAAUCCAACAACGUCAAGCAAGAUUCCGGGAGCGAGGGCCACCAUUCUGUUGUUACAGAUCAGGUCGCCGAAGAACCGGAAGGCAUAUCCCGAACAAAGGAUGGCCCGAUCGGAGAUACUCAAGUACGUGAUCAUUCUGGGGGCGAGGGGGGCGGUUCGGCGGUUACAGAUGAGGUUGCGGAGGAAUCGGAAAUCAUGACCCGAACGCAGGAUGGCCCGAUCGGAGAUACUCACGUAUAUGAUCAGUCUGGGGGCGAGGGGGGCGACCCGGCUGUUCCAGAUGGGGUCGCCGAAGAAUCGGAAGGCAUGAUCCGAACGCGGGAUGGCCCGAUCGGAGAUACUCACGUACAUGAUCAAUCUGGGGACGAGGGGGACGGUUCGGCGGUUACAGAUGAGGUUGCGGAGGAAUCGGAAGUCAUGACCCGAACGCAGGAUGGGCCGAUCGGAGUUACUCACGUAUAUGAUCAGUCUGGGGGAGAAGACGGUGGUAUCUCUGUGAGUGAGGAAGGAGAGGAAGAUUCGAAAGGCAGCUUACAAGGGGCCAAGCGCACUGAUACAGAUUUUGAUGUUGUUCUCACCACUGCGGAGGCGCUGGCUCGCACUGGUGUCCAAACAUCAACUGAGGGAGGGGGAGUGAUAUUUCCUGUUUUUUCGGAUGUUGCGAAAGUUCGAUCCAUGGGGCAGGAACCUGUCGGGAACCAGGAGGCGAAAGCACGCGAAUCCACUUUGAAAUCGAGGGGGUUCAUUGUUCCAGUUGCAGAUAUGUUUGCAGCGGUGAGGCGGGACUGGUCGGAGCUGCCGAUCGAUUGCGGAGUGUGCACGAUUGGCGCCGGAUACCUUCCUGUACGGUUGAUCGCCACGGAAAAACAUAAAGACGGGGAGAUACUUCGUUUUGCUGAUGUGGAGUAUCCUUCUCUAGUAGCCCGUGGCACACUGGUUUCUAUUCCGGCAGCUUGGCUAAUCAUGAAAGGGAACACUCCCAAAGAAUGGUCUCCCGGCGCCGGAGGCUUUAUUCUUUGCCUGGAGAGUGGAGACAAGCCAGUUUUUGUUGCAUGGAGGACAGGGCUUUUCAGUCAGUAUACAGAGUUUCGUGCACAGCCGUUCCGGGAACGGGUUUCGGUCGUUCAGUCUGAAGUCAUCAGAGGCACGAGGCAGAAUGAGAGCGUGCUGGAGGCGAAACUCACUCUGAGUUCUCGUGGUUAUUUUGUUAAUCGACCUCUCAACCGAGAUGAUUAUACUUUCAUGUUCUUCGGCACUGUCAAAGGCCCACCUGUUGUACAGAGCCUGUUGGUGAAACACGCUCUGAAUAUGAGCGACAAAUGUGUUAUCGAACGAGAAAUUGAUGGUGGUCCUGUUUCUUUGGACUGUAAAGGAUGGAGGAAAUUUGAGAAACUGAUGAGUCCUUCGACCUGCGCAGGCUGA
This is a messenger RNA of Neospora caninum, 1779 nucleotides long. RefSeq lists its product as hypothetical. The record is from RefSeq and is a predicted model, not a curated record. The transcript has 5 exons. Lineage: Eukaryota; Apicomplexa; Conoidasida; Eucoccidiorida; Sarcocystidae. The coding region runs from base 1 to 1779 and encodes 592 amino acids.